Messenger RNA from Catharus ustulatus (Swainson's thrush), 612 nucleotides. RefSeq names its product nucleoredoxin like 1 (gene NXNL1). The transcript has 2 exons. Gene Ontology annotation, biological process: photoreceptor cell maintenance. The coding region runs from base 1 to 612 and encodes 203 amino acids. Lineage: Eukaryota; Metazoa; Chordata; Aves; Passeriformes; Turdidae. The record is from RefSeq and is a predicted model, not a curated record. Gene Ontology annotation, cellular component: mitochondrion.
AUGGCCUGGUCGCUGUUCCAGGGCCGUUCCCUGCUGCGCUCCCGCCCCGAUUCCCGGCUGGACACGGAGCGGGAGCUGCGCGCGGCGCUGGACAAUCGGCUCCUGCUGCUGCUGUUCGGGGCGCGCCGCUGCCCGCGCUGCCGCGAGUUCGAGCCCCGCCUGCGCCGCUUCUGGAGCCGCCUCACCGACCCCGCGCACCAGGAGCGGCCCCAGCAGCUGGGGCUGAUCUACCUGGGCCAGGACAGGUGCGAGCAGGAGCACCUGCGCUACCUGAGGGACAUGCCGCGCACCUGGCUGGCGCUGCCCUACGGGGAUCGGCUCGGCAGGGAGCUGCAGGAUCGUUUCGGGGUCUCGGAGCUGCCGUCCGUGGUGGUGCUGGCUCCGAGCGGCGCCGUCCUGGUGCCCAACGCCGUGCGGGAAAUUCGGGAUUUGGGAAUUUCCUGCUUCCAGAACUGGAGGGAAGCGGCCGAGCUGCUGGACAGGAACUUCCAGGAGCGCGAGGAUUUCCAGAGUUUUCCACGGCGCAGCCUGACCGAGCCCCUGCGGCGCCUCAAGUACCGGCUGAGGGAGGACGAGGAGGAGGAGGAGGAAGAGGAAGAGCAGAAGGAGUAG